UCUCGCGAGACCCACGUUCCUGAGCGGCUAUCGGCAGGUUAGAGCUUGCGGGGAAGAUGGAGUAUCCCGCGUUGGGCUCAGUGGAAGCAGCGGACAGCGGCGUGGCCCAGCUAUACAACAGCUCGGAGGAGCGGGAGGGCCGGGAGCUGGAUGCGCUGCGCUUCGACCGCGAGAGGGCGCGCCGCCUCUGGGAAGCAGUGUCCGGGGCCCAACCAGUGGGGAGGGAGGCAGUGGAACACAUGAUCCAGAAGAACCAGUGUCUCUUUACCAAUACCCAGUGUAAGGUUUGCUGCGCCUUGCUCAUUUCUGAGUCCCAGAAGCUGGCACACUACCAGAGCAAAAAACAUGCCAACAAAGUGAAGAGAUACCUAGCAAUCCAUGGAAUGGAGACAUUAAAGGGGGAAACGAAGAAGCUAGACUCAGAUCAGAAGAGCAGCAGAAGCAAAGACAAGAACCAGUGCUGCCCCAUCUGUAACAUGACCUUUUCCUCCCCUGUCGUGGCCCAGUCGCACUACCUGGGGAAGACCCACGCAAAGAACUUAAAGCUGAAGCAGCAAUCCACUAAGGUGGAAGCUCUGUCGAAACGCCUUACAAACCCUUUCCUUGUGGCCUCCACCUUAGCCUUGCACCAGAAUAGAGAGAUGAUAGACCCAGACAAGUUCUGCAGCCUCUGCCACGCGACUUUCAAUGACCCUGUCAUGGCUCAGCAACAUUAUGUGGGCAAGAAACAUAGGAAACAGGAGACCAAGCUCAAACUCAUGGCACACUAUGGGCGGCUGGCCGACCCUGCUGUCACUGACUCAUCAGCCGGAAAGGGCUACCCCUGCAAGACAUGUAAGAUAGUGCUGAACUCCAUAGAACAGUACCAAGCUCAUGUCAGCGGCUUCAAACACAAGAACCAGUCACCAAAAACAAUGGCUUCACCUCUGGGCCAGAUUCCCACGCAAAGGCAACCCAUUCAGAAAGACUCAACCACCUUGGAAGACUAGAGGUGUUUCUGUCCAGCACCCCAGGUUGGACCAGCCGUGAGCCAGAUUCCUGUGAUGAUGGCUCCUUCUUCCUCCUUUCUUACACCUGGAGAUUGCAUAGGCCUGAGGCAGGAGGGGACCACAGACAGCCUCUGAUUUGUCCAGGCAAAUCCACCCCAUUCCUCCCCUUUGGAAUAAGCCCUGUAGGUCAGGAUAAGAGAAGCAGGGAUCUUGGCAGGACUUGGGGUCUCCCAGGGUGAUAGUUUGAAGGAUGGCCUUUUCCCUUCCCCAGUUCCUCUGGGCCCUAUGUCAUGAGGCCCCAGGCCUGUCUUUCCUCUGCAGGUCGAUUUUUGACCAUUCCCUGCCGCUAAAGAACUGAGCUCUCCCUAGGCUCUAGGUAUCUCCAGUGAAAUGGAGCUUUUUCACCAGAUCUUAGCCUAGAGCAGAGGGAAGUAGCUGCCGCAUGGAGGCUUGGAGUUAAUGUGGCACUCCUCCUCCCCGCAAAAGGCUCAAGCUUUCCCUAGCCUGGGAUCAGAUGCUGGCCAGUUGUACAGAUUUCUGCCCACUGUGAAGUCUCCUCCUGAAGCAGUGACAGUCCUGGCAGAGCAUUGCUAUCCCUCUUAGCCCCCUUCUCCACGGUUCCUGAAUGGUGCUAAGGAUCUGCAUCAACUGGGGACAAACUAGAGUUGAAGACCUCAGUACCCAUUGGGAUCAUGGAAAGCUCCAAUAGGUGCUCUGACCCAGAGUCAUAUGGGAAAGUCCCCACAUGCAAAUUUCCGGAUGGUUCUCUACCCUUAAAGGCAAACUGCCUUGUGCCAGCACGCUCAGAGGUUAAUUGCUGCCCUUCGGCCCUGCCAGCCCUCUCUCCCCUCUUGCAGCAAAACACCUGCCCAGGUUGCUGUGGUGCUAGUCCUCCCCUACCAUCCACCAGGAGAUUCUGGGUACCAAGGAGCAGGAUAGGCUCAGGAGAAGAAAGGAGAGCUGGCGUAAGUUUCCGCAGUGAUGUUUCCCUCUCCCCACAGCUAGACUUUUCUAACACUACUGUGUUUUAUGGCCUGGGAUUUCACUGGGCAUGGACUUUACCUCGUAGCUUUCAAACAAGAAUUCCAGGGAGGGUCACCAUCUGAGAUCCCUCUUCAUUGGGUCAAAGAAGCCUGUGGCUGCUCUUGUGACCUCCUCCCAACACUCCCUAUCCCUUCGCCUGUAAAUGCCUUUCCGUAUCGUGUGUGGGUGUGCGUGCGUGUGCUUAUGUUCCGUCUCUUGGUCACUGAAGCAUCUAAAUAAAGAAUUUCUCCCACGACCCAGAUUGCAAUUUAA
Messenger RNA from Sus scrofa (pig), 2285 nucleotides. RefSeq names its product zinc finger protein 346 (gene ZNF346). NCBI's taxonomy places the organism in Eukaryota, Metazoa, Chordata, Mammalia, Artiodactyla, Suidae. Gene Ontology annotation, molecular function: zinc ion binding; double-stranded RNA binding. The record is from RefSeq and is a predicted model, not a curated record.